AUGAAUAUGAAUAGCGUGGAUAUAGGACGGUGUGGGAAACGCAUUGUCCAGUACCUAUGGGACCCCGAACCCAGAAACGACGAGCCAGAUGCCGCACUAUGGUGCCUGGGGAUAAGAUACCCAUCUCAUCAGCAGGGUGUUGCAUCACAAGAGAUAUACAAUAAUGAUAGCUUCGUCAAGGCCAAGUCUCCACCGCAAGAAACAACUGUCCACGGCUGGCCAGAAGAAUUUCUGAUAGACUUUGAGUCGAAGAUUUGGAUGACCUAUAGAUCGAAUCUUACUCCAAUACCAAAACUCACCAGCAGUGAUGCAGAUCUCUCAAUGUCCCUAAGUGUACGCCUGAGAAGCCAACUCAUGGAUUCACAGGGUUUCACCUCUGAUACGGGAUGGGGCUGUAUGAUCAGAUCCGGCCAGAGCCUCUUGGCUAAUGCUCUGUCAAUCUUGAUAUUGGGCCGUGAUUGGCGUCGUGGUCGCAAUGCUAACGAAGAGGCCCAACUCUUAUAUCUAUUUGCUGACCAUCCAGAUGCCCCAUUAUCAAUACACCGUUUUGUCAAAUAUGGGUCAGAGUCAUGUGGCAAAUACCCCGGCGAAUGGUUUGGGCCUUCCGCGACCGCGAGAUGUAUAGAGGCAUUGCUACCUCAGUGCGAGGGUCCAAUAACGAAGGUCUAUGUCACAAACGAAAACCCAGACAUUCAUGAAGAAAGUUUUUUAAAAGUGGCCCGUGAUGAUUCUGGAGUCCUUCGGCCCACAUUGAUUCUCAUAGGAACCAGACUGGGAAUCGACCACAUUACUCCGGUGUACUGGGGUGCCCUUAAAGCUGCAUUACACUUUCCCCAGUCAGUAGGAAUCGCAGGCGGACGCCCGGCCGCCUCGCAUUACUUCAUCGGGACCCAGGGUUCGUAUUUCUUCUACCUUGAUCCUCACAAUACGCGCCCUGCAAUACCGUUCCGAGAACCUGGUGUGCCCUAUUCCGAGGAGGAAAUCGAUACAUAUCACACCCGCCGACUGCGGCGAAUCCAUAUCAAAGAUAUGGACCCAAGCAUGCUCAUAGGCUUCCUUAUUAAGGAUGAAAAUGAUUGGUUGGAUUGGAAGGCUCGAGUAGCGGCUGUUCAUGGCACACCUAUUAUCCAUGUUCUUACCGAAGGGGGAACUGGCUAUUGCCAAGGAAGGGUGGAAGCCCUCGACGAAGUCGAGUCGCUAGAUGAUGGCGAAUAG
This is a messenger RNA of Aspergillus tanneri, 1215 nucleotides long. It is a transcript of the gene ATG4, whose product is annotated as cysteine protease ATG4. The transcript has 5 exons. The record is from RefSeq and is a predicted model, not a curated record. Gene Ontology annotation, molecular function: protein-phosphatidylethanolamide deconjugating activity. Bases 1 to 1215 code for a protein of 404 amino acids. NCBI's taxonomy places the organism in Eukaryota, Fungi, Ascomycota, Eurotiomycetes, Eurotiales, Aspergillaceae.